This is a messenger RNA of Oryza brachyantha (malo sina), 2248 nucleotides long. RefSeq lists its product as uncharacterized. The record is from RefSeq and is a predicted model, not a curated record. The transcript has 3 exons. Bases 306 to 1856 code for a protein of 516 amino acids. Lineage: Eukaryota; Viridiplantae; Streptophyta; Magnoliopsida; Poales; Poaceae.
CGUCAAACGGUUUCCCCCUCUCCUCUUUAUCUUUUGUUCUUUUGUGCGGCUACUUUUCCAUCUCCGUCCGCCCAUCGCCUUCUACCUCUCGCGUCCGCUCCAGCUUAGCACGAAGCGCAUCCGUCACUCCCCGCGCGCAGCUGAGCUCCCCCCUUCUACUCCACUCCUCGCGCCGUACUCUCCUAUGCCCUCGUCUUGAAGCAAGGUGCUGGUCUCCUUUUGGGCGUAGUGGCAGUGGCAGUCGUGGUCCGGGGCGCGCGGCGGCCGGUUCUUGGUUUUGUAGCGGCCGCAUUCUGGUUUCUGGGAUGGAGAAGGAGAGGAAGCAGGGGUUCUUCGCGGCGCUGAAGGAGGAGGUUGUGCGUGGGCUGUCGCCGGCGAGGUCGAGGGGGAAGUCGCCCGCGAGGAGCGCGUCGCCGGGUAGGAUGCUGAUCCCGCGCCGCCGCAAGGAGAAGCAGCCGCCGCCGGAGAAGCUGCUGCAGCAGUACUUCGCGGAGCCGCUCAUUUCGCGCUCGGGGAGUCUGCGGCCUGGAGGGGAGGCCCUCGCACCUCUCAUUGAGGGGCCCGACCCGGAGCGCCUCGCCGCCGGGGACUUCGCCGGCGGCGAGGAGUCCGCUCGGCGGGAGGGGUUCGGCCGCUGGGUCCGCGGGCAGCUUGCGCGCACGCCGUCCGUGGCGUCCUCCGCCGCCGCUGGCGGUCCCGGUGGUUCGAGCGACUCGUUCCGGCGCUCCGACCUCCGCCUGCUCCUCGGCGUGAUGGGCGCGCCGCUGGCCCCCAUCCCUUCGAAGCUGGCCGAUCCGCUGCCUCUCCUCUCCGUCAAGGGGACCCCCAUUGAGUCGUCGUCGGCGCAGUACAUUUUGCAGCAGUACAUGGCGGCGUCGGGCGGCUACAGGCUGCUGCAGUCGGUGCGGAACGCGUACGCCAUGGGCAAGGUGCGGAUGGUGGCGUCCGAGUUCGAGACCGCGACGCGCGUCGUGAAGAACCGCGGGCCCAGCGGCCGCGGCGCCGCCUCCGUCGAGCAAGGUGGAUUUGUCCUCUGGCAGAUGGCGCCCGACAUGUGGUACGUCGAGCUCGCCGUCGGCGGCAGCAAGGUUCACGCCGGCUCCAACGGUCGCCUCGUAUGGCGCCACACGCCCUGGCUCGGCGCCCACGCCGCCAAGGGCCCCGUGCGCCCGCUCCGCCGCGUCCUCCAGGGUCUCGAUCCGCUCACGACGGCCGGUCUGUUCGCGGAGGCGCGGUGCGUCGGCGAGAAGAAGGUGAACGGGGAGGACUGCUUCAUCCUCAAGCUCUCCGCCGACCCGCAGACGCUGAAGCAGCGGAGCGAGGGGCCGGCGGAGAUCAUCCGGCACGUGCUGUUCGGCUACUUCAGCCAGCGCACCGGCCUGAUCGUUCACAUCGAGGACUCCCACCUCACCCGCAUCCAGCCGCACUCCGGCGGUGACGCCGUCUACUGGGAGACCACCAUCAGCUCCGCACUCGAGGACUACCGCCCCGUCGAGGGCAUCAUGGUUGCGCACGCCGGCCGCUCCGCGGUGACGCUGUUCCGGUUCGGCGAGGCCGCCAUGAGCCACACCAAGACGCGGAUGGAGGAGGCCUGGAGCAUCGAGGAGGUGGCCUUCAACGUCCCUGGCCUGUCCGUCGACUGCUUCAUCCCGCCCGCCGACAUCCGGUCCGGCCCCGUCGGCGAGUCCUGCGAGCUGCCGCCGCCGCCGCACCCGCACCCGCACGGCGAGCGCGCCAGGCCCAGCUCCAUGCACCCGGCGCGCGUCGCCGCCGUGGACCGCGCCGCUUCCCACCACAAUGGCGGCGCCAACGUCGGCCGCCGCGGCGAGAAGAUCAUGUGGAGAGUGGAAGUGUGAAAGAGAGGCUGUUUAGUGUUAGCUAAGCACCGCUUAGAGUGAAAUUAAACCAAGCCCAAAUUGUUCAUACUAAUAGAGUUUAAUCUUCCUCUGCCAAUUCAUAGCUGCCUCUAUCUACCUUCAUUUUUUUCACCAUUUUCCCCCCUCUGUAAAUAGGAGCAUAAAUGUUCUCACUCAGGCCACUCGUGUUUCCUCACUUUUAUGGCCUGAAGUGAAUCUUUAUCCUCUGAAUGCAGAAGUUUUAGUGUAACCUUUUUACUGAACUCCUACUCUUGUAGGCCUUCAGAAAAUCAGACCUGUACUACUAAUUUGAGAAUCACCUGACCUUUCAUGUUACUACUCUACUCAUCACAACUCCACAACCUACUGCCAUUUUUCUUGGUUGUGGCACU